Molecule: messenger RNA, 2910 nt
Organism: Cordyceps militaris CM01
Lineage: Eukaryota; Fungi; Ascomycota; Sordariomycetes; Hypocreales; Cordycipitaceae
Exons: 4
Coding region: 1-2910 (969 amino acids)
Source: RefSeq, a predicted model, not a curated record
AUGUCCCACCUCGCACCACGACCCCCGCAACGUCCGGCUCAUCACCGCACCCGCAGCCAUUCUCAACCCGUCGACAAGCGGGCUGAGCUGGUCGCCCAGCUGGAAGGCUGCAUCGGCCAAGUCUUGGAAGCGACAAAGGCGUACAAGUCUCCCCAGCAGCAGACCGCCCAUCAGAAUGCCAACCAGAUGUUCCAGCAGCGCGUCAUGGCCUCGCAGGGACAUGCGGGAAACAUGUCGGAGCAGGACUGGUUCGGUACCAUGAUGCAGUGCCUGAACGAGAGCACGCGCACGCUGCAGAGCUCCUUUGUGCGCAACACGACGCUGGAUGUCGCCCUCAAGGCUUUUGCUUCGGGUGUCUUUGAUGCACUAGGACCGGGCUACUUUCAGGAGUCUAUUGAUAAGUUUCUGGCCUCGUCAAAAGCCAAUGCCUCUAAUCAUACGACCAUCCCUCAUCACGCGGCUCCGGCGUCGGGUAUUCUCUCCCCCCCGAGAGAGAUUGGUCCGGGACAAAGUUUCUUGCAACACCCUCUACACAAUCUACCCCCGUCGUCUCCUCACCCCUCAUCGUUCCCUUCUGCACACCACCAACUUGUUCAGAGACCUGCAAACCACGUCGCAUCUGGUCUUGUGGCUGGCCCAUAUCAGCAGAUGCAAAACAUCCCGACGGUCCGGCAACCUGUCCCCCCCGUGCGCGGGCGUGGCCGCCCACCCAAGCGUCCAGCCCAAAGCGAAGUCCCGAACCUGCCUGCACAAAAGAGAGCCUAUGCCUCCGAGGCGCUGCGACAGGCCGCCGGGCCGAUGAGACCGCCACCCACCCCUACCCAUGCGCAACCGAGCCAUGGCAACGCUCUGAAGCCUCGACUGUGUAUCGACUUUUGGGACGUACAGCAAGAGAGGGAUCCGCGAAGAAGACAGGCUAUUCUUGGGUACGGGGGCAAGUGGUACGUCUUCCAGUGCCACCAGCACCAUCAAGUUGUCUUUUUCCAGACGGCAGAGGGUGCGAGACACCACAUGAUGACUCGCCACGCCUUGCCGAGCCAACACAUUGAUUUCCUCGACAUUGUUCGAGAACUCGGCGUCGAAGUCAUGAACUGCGAUGCUGCCCGUGCGGAGAAGAACAAUUUGGACGCCGUCAACAUAUGGAAUCGCUCCGAUCCAACAACUGCGGGACACCAAGACACUAGUAUCUCGCCUCACGGAAUGCUCAAUAACCAGACACCACUGCUGACAGCCAUUUCUGCCACCCCAAACCCCGAUUCGCAGUUCCCCAUCUCUGUGCGCAUCGAAUAUGGUUCACUACCACGGACUCAACUCAUCUCCCCCAGCACAGUCUCUCUCUCCGAUGAUGAAGGAGAGAACAUGGCUGUAAGCCGGGAAUCUGUCGUGAUAAAAAAGGAGCCGAUCGAGAAUGAGCUGGAUCCAUCGCCCGUUGCGACACACCGAGCACAGUCUACAGAUGCUCCAAGCUGCUCCCCGCAGUCAUCAGAGCCUGUUGGUGGAACCACUGAAGGCCUCGAGACAAGUCCAACAGCGUCGCUUCCAACACGGCCGAACAAGUGCGGACAGAUCCCCGCCCAAGCCGCCCAAGAAGAGAGAACUGUCGAGCCCCCGGCAAAAGAGUCGACGGCCGGCGACGUUUCAAAAGUUGUCACCGAAAGACCAGCCGAGACGCGUGACAUGCCAGAACAGACUCCAGAUCUGACACCGGACUCGCCUAGCUCCUCUGAACUGAGCGAACCUCCCUCUCUAGAGGAGCUCGACUCGUUCGAGACGCGAGCUACCAAGGCAGACGCGCCCAAAGUGAUUGACGCCGAUCUGGAGGAAGGCGAAAUCGACGAGUCCUGCAUCCGCGUCGCACCAUGCUCCCCCGUCACAUUGAGCAAGACGAUUGCCUCAUCCACGCCGAAGAAGAAGAGGAGGAUUACCGCUGCUGGCUCAGCGUCAGGAUCACGAAGAACAAAGCUCCCGUCGACGCCAAAAUCGGCGCAAAAGAAGAGGAGAGAGCGACAGUCGUUUUGGAGCCCGUCGCAGAUGUCGGGCCCGAGCGCUCAUGAUCAGUUCAAGACCAAGCCGUGCAAGAAGUGCCCCGAGAGGUUCUACUUUCGAGCCCAGUUGGCGACGCACAUGAUGAGCGAGCACCCCGAUCGGCGUCUGCGCGCCCACCUCGACCGCCGCCUGCCGCACCAGCUCCGUGAGGUUAUAGCAGUCCGCCACCGCCGCCUGCGGGGCCCAGUCCUCCGCGAGCAUCUUGGCGACCUUUUGCCUCGAGUACGCCGACGCCAUGGGCCCGGCGUCGAGGACCUGCGCGUACGCCGCGACGUCGAGGCCCAUUGUGCGCGCGAGGUGCAUCGACUCUGCGAGGCCGGCCGUCAUGGUGAUGAGGAAGAGGUUGGUGGCGAACUUUGUGCGCAGGCCGGCGCCAAUGUCGUCGCCGCAGUACACGGCCGUCUUGGUGAUGGCGCGCAGCAGCGGCGCCACGCGGCGCGCCGCGUCCGCGUCCCCGGCCAGCAUGCCCACCAGCUGGCCCUGCUCGGCCGGCACGCGGCUGCCGCUGACGGGCAUCUCGAGGAAGCGGCCGCCGGCGCGGCGCACCUGCGCGUCGAGCGCGCGGCUGCACCCCACGGACACGGAGCUCGUGUUGACGACGGUCGUGCCGCGCAGCGCCGAGGCAAAGGCGGGCGUGAACAGCGCCCGGUACGCGGCGUCGUCGAAGAGCAUGGUGAAGACGACGUCGGACUGCUGCGCGACGGCGGGCGCGUACUUGGCCGCGCUGCGGUUCCAGACGGUGACGGGGAAGUGCUUGGCGAGGUUGAGCGCCAUGGGCGUGCCCAUGGAGCCGAGGCCGAUGAAGCCGACGCGCAUCUCGGGUUGGUUGGGUUCGGUUGUCAUUGGUGUCGUGGCAGCGAGUGA